This is a messenger RNA of Staurois parvus, 387 nucleotides long. Lineage: Eukaryota; Metazoa; Chordata; Amphibia; Anura; Ranidae. The record is from the annotation of a GenBank genome assembly.
GUGCACUGUGUCCCUCGGACACAGCGGAUCACCGAUCAUUGGAAAGAGCCGAUAACGUCGGCUCGGUCAUAUGAUCAGCUGUGUCCAUCACAGCUGAUCACUGAUGAUCAGUGUAGCCCCAUCAGUGCCACCUGUCAGUGUCCAUCAAUGCCACCAGCCAGUGCCACAUCAAUGCCACAUAUCAGUGCCCAUCUGAGCUGCCUUUCAAUGCCACCUCUCAGUGCCAGUCAGUGUCGCCUAUCAGUGCUGCCAAUCAGUGCGCAUCAGUGAGGCCUAUCAGUGCGCAUCAGUGCGGCCUAUCAGUGCCCAUCAGUGCCGCCUAUCAGUGCCAUAUAUGAGUGCUGCCUUUCAGUGUCCAUCAGUGAUACCUCUCAAUGACCAUCAGUG